This is a messenger RNA of Owenia fusiformis, 1490 nucleotides long. Lineage: Eukaryota; Metazoa; Annelida; Polychaeta; Sabellida; Oweniidae. The record is from the annotation of a GenBank genome assembly.
AUGGCAAAACUUAAAAGAAAACCAACCGCCGGAGAACAAAACAAACCCGACAAAGAGGACACACAACCAUCUUCCGUAGAGCCAAACAAGGCAGAGGAAGAAGUCACAAUAGACAAUAGUCCUCCUGGUGCCGGUGAUAUAGAGUGUGGGGCCAAAGGUGAAAACCGAGAGCAACACUCAGACUGUGCUGAAUAUACAAGUCCAGCAGCAAACAUGAAUAAAGUGAAGAGAAAGAACACAAAGAGGCAGGAUCACAAAAUCGAAAUGAAAAAAGAUCCCAAAAUAGAAAAAGAGUUGGUAGAAUUCUAUAAAAUGAAUCCAUCCCUAUGGGAUAUACGCCUUGAAGAUCACCACAACAGGGACAACAAGAAGAAACUUCUUGAAGAUAUCUCGAAAAGCACCGGUGUUUCGGCAGAGGACAGUCCUGCAGUUGACUUGAAUGCAGCAGAGAGAGAAGCUGUGAGACAGGGGAAGGAUGAUGACUUAAAACGGAAAAGCAAAGGAAAGAAACACAGCGAGGAUGAGGAUAAAGAGAUCACCAUGCUUCAAAAUACAGCGAAAGAGUCUAUUAGUGUCCUUGAGUCGCUAAAGGAAUCCGUCAACAAAGUUGCUGUUAAACGCGAAGAACCGUCUGAUGUUGCCACCUUGUAUGGACGGUAUUUGACACAAGAGAUGAGACAGAUGUCCAAGAGACGUUUUAAGUCAUUCCGUAGGGAAGUUGAAGCAAGUUUGGCAAAGUACAACUCUUCAACCGACUCUGAAGAUGAUGCUAUCAAACCUCUUGCUAAGAAAACAAGCAGUUCUACCUCCUCCACCGUGACUCCAUCCUCAAGUGGUCCUACCAACAGUUUCUACGCCUCUGGAAUGCAUCAAUCUCAUGGUGAUGGCUGGAAGCCUCCGCCUAGCAGAUGGAUCCCAAAUCCACCACAAACAGCAUCUCCCUGGCACAGUCAAGAUGACAGAUAUAUGCAGCAGUAUUUCCAGCAGCAGAGGAAGCAGUUAACUCCCCAGAUGCAUCCAACAUUGCAGUCCCCAAAUCGACGAUCGCUGAUCAAUGUCUCCUAUGGCCAGUCUACUCAGGGCCAAGAUGACUUAUCUAGGGGUUCUUUACGUCCACCACAAGCUAUCCCUAUAGCCUCUCCUCUGACCCAGGCAUUGCUGUCGUCUGGAAUGGAUAUACUACUUCAGGAGAAGCCUACACAGGAACAUGUGAACAUACCUGCAAUGCCCAGCAACCUACCUGUCCUGGGUGAAGAAGGGCUCAGUAUGGAUGUCUCUCUUGUUGGUAGCACCCGUCCCACAUCUGCUCCAGUUCUGCCUUCUGCUUCGGAUGCUUUUUCCACAUCCGCACCACGUAGUAAGUCAAGUGCUUAGAGACUUAGUGACGACAUGUUCACUGCUCUUGUUUUUAUUUUGUAAAUUUUGUUGUUUACAUCUAAAUUUUUUGUUAUAAAGAUAUUUUCUAAAUAAAGUUUAUUCUCUUAGUAUAA